AUGCACAAGGCAACGGUCAUUGAUGAAAAAUGGGGCGGCGUGCUGCAUGCAAGUGAUGUGCGAACGUCUAUUCGAUACCAACUCCCUUCAAAGUACUACUACGGAUUCUCCUUCCUCACCUCAUUUUACGAGAUCGUGGCCACCAUGUUCGAAUACGAAGCACCAAUCAAGGAAGUCGAACGCACCGAGAUUACCGCACUGACUACUUCAAAGGACAAAAUAAAUCUGGAGCUUUUCACUGGGAGAAGCGAGAACGCAGUACUUCAAGAGAAGAUUGAGGAAAAAGAGAAACACAGAGAUAUCCUGCUCCACAUGGUCAAGAGGCUUACUGAGGCUUUGUCGCUACCCAAAGCCAACACCGAGGGUGCUGGAGAACAUGCGGGCGCAGAAACAAACCCCAAUAACGCGAAUCACCUACAUGGCCUCCCUAAUGCUAGUGCUCUGAGCUAUCUUCCAGCAAAUCCGGAUCAGCCUAGCUUCUCCAACCCACCACCCACCCAGCACACCCACUGGACACAGCAACUCUACACUCCCAAGGAAGAACGAGGUGUCCUAACCGCAAAGUUGCGCAUCGUGGAAAGGGAGCGAGAGCAGUACCUACGCCAGUACAAGAUGUUACGCGCGCAAAACCAUGAGAGACGCACCGAGGAGCAGCUGCGCCAGUACAGAAGCUUCAUGUCGCACAAGCAUAAAGAAUGCAACAAGCAGUCCGGCGAUGGCGUGCAGGAGGGUAAAGUCAAGAAGGAAAAGGGAGACCUGAAGCUUAAGCGUCGUAAGCACAAGGAAAAGGAUAGGCUCAAUCGAGAGGUCACCGAGGCUUUUCUCAAGAGGCUUGAGUUUAAUCUGGUCAUCUGCGAGAAGUCGAAUGGCAAGUCUGAGUAGGGAUGUGUGAGUUGAUAGGACCGGGAGGACAUACGAGGCAAUUGACGCUGGUCCUUGGGUGUUCUACGAGUAUUCGAGGAGUAAUUGGGCAUUUGUGGGGAUAACGGAG
Messenger RNA from Bipolaris sorokiniana ND90Pr, 991 nucleotides. RefSeq lists its product as uncharacterized. NCBI's taxonomy places the organism in Eukaryota, Fungi, Ascomycota, Dothideomycetes, Pleosporales, Pleosporaceae. The record is from RefSeq and is a predicted model, not a curated record. Bases 1 to 882 code for a protein of 293 amino acids. The transcript is spliced from 4 exons.